AUGGAUGAAACGAUCACAACACAGGCCUCUCUGAGCAACACGACUUCUGGACUCACAAAUCCUCAGGAGUUUGCUUACGACCCCUGUGAAAGACCAAGUCAUGACAUCUUGAUAAUUUCGUGUGUCUGCACUUUCAUCUCUGUCUGUGGACUUGUGGGCAACGUGGUGGUGGUGUGGUUCCUGGGCUGCUGCAUGAAGCAGAACCCCUUCACUGUCUAUGUCCUCAACUUGGCCAUUGCUGACUUCUCCCUGCUCCUGAUCCUGCUCGUUAACCUGUUGCUGCACUUCAUUAUUUCACCUGAGUAUUGCAUUUCCCAUUAUGUCUUUUUCAUGAUCAAUUCUAUCCUCUUCAUUCUGUUCCUGUUUUGCUACUUUGCUGGCAUGUACCUGCUGACAGCCAUGAGCGUGGAGCGGUGCCUGGCUGCUCUGUUCCCACUCUGGUACCGCUGCCACCGCCCAGAGCGGUUGUCAGGCAUCCUGUGUGGGGUGCUCUGGACUCUGGCUGCACUUUUUGCUACUUUGCUGUUUGUUGUAUGUUUUUUCCAUGAAAGCUGCCAACAACUGUUCUAUGUUUUAAGCAUUGUGAACUUUGUCCUCUUCUCUUUCUUCCCGUUUCUUUCCAACCUGGCCCUGUUCAUCAAGCUCCGAUGCGGCUCGCAGAGACGACACCCAGGGAAGCUCUAUGUUACUGUCCUGCUCAGUGUCACCUUCCUGUUCAUCUUGGGCUUUCCUUUCAGUGUAGAGGCUUUCAUUGCUAUGUAUUAUCCACGAUCUUACUACAUUUCUUGCUUGCUGACAUCACUGAACAGCUCCAUCAAUCCUUUCCUCUACUUCCUGGUGGGGAGCUGCCGGCAGCGCCGCUUCCAGUGCUCCCUCAAAGUCGCCUUCCGAAGGUUAUUUGAAGAGGAAGCCACAAGAGAGGAGAGGAGCCAGAAGCCUGGAGAUGCCAUGGUGGAGAGCAGCGUGUGA
Pogoniulus pusillus (Red-fronted tinkerbird) is the source of this 969-nucleotide messenger RNA. RefSeq names its product mas-related G-protein coupled receptor member X1-like. The transcript has a single exon. Gene Ontology annotation, cellular component: membrane. Gene Ontology annotation, molecular function: G protein-coupled receptor activity. The record is from RefSeq and is a predicted model, not a curated record. Lineage: Eukaryota; Metazoa; Chordata; Aves; Piciformes; Lybiidae. Bases 1 to 969 code for a protein of 322 amino acids. Gene Ontology annotation, biological process: G protein-coupled receptor signaling pathway.